AUGGAAUACCAUGGACUGUUCCUGUGUCUGGAUCUGUUGGAGGAUCUAGAUCCGCGACGUCUAGUGAUGUGCGGAGGCUCGAACCUGGUGAUCCGACAUAUACGAGAGGAGAUCGAUUGUAAAGCACCAGGUUUGACAUUGCUACGCCAGCGAGGUCUUGAUCGACUACGUGUUUGGCCUGAGCAUGACCUAUUGCAUGUUAACCGAGAUUGGAAUGGGAGUGCCGACAGCUUACACUACAACGACAAUACGGAAGCGGAGAUCCAGGAUCUAGUGACCUUGAACCGGUUGGAUGAGAUCCUGAUAGUGAAGAUCGAAGACGAGAUUGCCCAGAUAUCUACUGUAACGACCCGAUCUAAUGCUAGAUCUGGAACGCGUAUUGGGUCUGAUCCAGAUUCAUUGCGCGAGGAAGUUGUGAGAGAACUGCGGAUCGAGCGGAUCCGGCAAGCACAAGAUGAGGAGUCGUGGAUCUCAGGAUUGAAGAAGUAUUUCGUUGGAGAGCUCCGAGAUCUGACACAAGAAGAUGCAGAGGUGUUUGGAUCUAUUGCCAUGAAUUAUGAAGUGGAUCAGUCGGAUCUACUCUUCUACUGUCCGACGACUAAGGAGGCCGCCGCGGAUCGAGACAAGAUGAUGCGAUUGGUGGUGUCUGAGACGCUUCAACAGGACAUUUUGCAUCACUACCACGCGAGUUUGCAAGGCGGCCAUCAAGGAAUCGGUCGUACCUAUGAUCGGAUCCGCGAUCAUUUCCACUGGAGUGGGUUGUAUAAGAGUAAUGUGUUGAUUGUGAAACAGGCAAAGGACGACCUCGGAUCCAGGGCAACAUACCCGUUCCAGAUCAUUGCCACGGAUCACAUACCUUCGCUGCCUAGAUCUUUCAAUGGUAACACAGAGCUGUUGCUCUUCGUGGAUCUAUUCUCUGGAUAUGUGAUCGUCAAAGCCAGCGCCUCUAGAUCUGCACAAACGAUUGCUGAGACUUACGAAGAAUGCGUUUUCCGCAGAUUUGGUGCGAGCGAGGUGAUUCGGCAUGAUCGAGUGCCAGGUUUUAUGUCUGACUUCUUUAAGUCCUUCAACAAGAUCUUGGGUCAACACCAACGUGAGCAUAUGGUCCAGACGGCCACCAGGGCUCUUAAGAUGUAUGUGCAGGAUCUGGAUCAACGUGAUUGGGAUGAAUACGCCUAA
Molecule: messenger RNA, 1179 nt
Organism: Phytophthora megakarya
Lineage: Eukaryota; Oomycota; Peronosporomycetes; Peronosporales; Peronosporaceae
Source: the annotation of a GenBank genome assembly